AUGUAGUUGUUUUCCUUAGCAAUUACUUAGGAUCCUGUUGAUAAAUUAUUUGAGUUUCAGUAACUCAUGAAACAAAAAACUAAAGUUCCAAAAUAAAAUAUCGUUGAAUAUGAUAGUUCAGACAUAUUUAGUGAAGGCUACAUCACAGUAAGUGAGUAAUCAGAAGAUGACGAAUUUUAACAAUAUGAUGAGAUUUCGCAAUACGAUGAGGUGGAUGAAUCUGAUGAUCCAUCAGAUGACGAUGAGGAGAUGAUUAUUCAAUAAUAAUAAUAGAAGGAAUAAUAAAGGAUAGAAUAACAGAAAAUAGAGUAACAAAGAGCCGAAUAAUAAAGGUUGGAAUAAUUGAAAUUGGAAUAGUAAAGAUAAGAAUAGUUGAGAUUAGAAUAAUAAUUGAUGGAGCAACAGAAAUUAGAAAAGUUGAAGCUUGAAUAACAAUAAUAGAUGUUAGAAAAUGAGAAGAAAAAAAAGAAAAUAAUUGAAAUCCCAGAUGAUUGGAGUGAUGCUGAUGAUUAGAUGUAGGUCCCUAAAUAAUAAAAGAAGAAAAAACAAAAGAAAUAAGAUUUAGAAGAUGAAGAACUAUUAGAGGUUUUAAAUUCUGCUAAAAAGACAAAGGUUUAAUCUCUUGGAGAUUUGGAAGAGAUGGAAAAGAAAAUAAUAAAAAAGAAAAAAAAGAGAGAGCCAGUUCAAGAUGAGGAAUUUGUUUAGAAGGUACCAGCUUAGAACUAAACUUUUAUUCAUUUUAAUAAUAAAAAUAAUUAUCUAGAAUUAGCACCUUGUAGCAAUAACCCUAUUUAACAAAGAGCUUGUAGUUUGUGUAAAAGUGAGGUUGGAUAUCAAUUAGAUGAUGAUAAUUGGUAUAUGAUUGGUUUAUAACAUGGUUACAAGAAGGAAUUUCUUUUAUUGAUAGAAAUCACUAAACAGUCCUUUGGAGAUAGUCAGUUGUAUUUGAGUUUCUCAUCCAAUGGAUCUGCAUGUAUGACAAGUGAUACUCUCAAAUAAGAUAUUGACGUUGAAAAUGUUUUAUAAAGGUUUUCAGGUAGAUCGUGGAGACACUUUAUUAAAAAUGAAUUGUUUGCUCUUCCAUAAAAGUUGGAGGGCAGAAGCUUUCAAUUCAAAGCAAUAUAUUAAAACAAACAAUUUACAUUUUCAGAUUUUGAAAUCAAAUUUGCAUCCAAUCUAAUUCAAGAAUUAAAGUCUUUGUCUGAAUAAGAGGUUUCUAUUAGAACCAAUACAGUUGAAUUCAUUGGAGAAUCAUUGUAAUGCACAUUAACAGGAUUGAUGAAAUAACAAAAUGAUGAGUUGCCAUUCUCUUUGAAAUUUAAAAAUGGCGAGAGUACAUCUGAACUUCUAAUCCCAAAUUGCUAGAUUCCCUUACACAAUGAAAUUCUGUAUGGAGUUUCAGAUUUGUAUUUCGGAGAGUACUUUAAGGAGACUUUACAAUAGAAAUUGAAGGGAAACUUUAGGGGAGAUUUUAAUGCCACGACUUCAUUUGAGAAUGGAAAAUUGAAAGUGAGAUUGGCAAUGAAGAAAUUUAAUAAAUGA
This is a messenger RNA of Paramecium tetraurelia, 1542 nucleotides long. RefSeq lists its product as uncharacterized. Lineage: Eukaryota; Ciliophora; Oligohymenophorea; Peniculida; Parameciidae. The record is from RefSeq and is a predicted model, not a curated record. The transcript is spliced from 3 exons.